AGACUAGAUGUCAGACCAGCAUCCUCCUCUACAGUCAAUUUUAACUUUUAUCUCUAUUGAUAACAAAUAUAAUUCAGAUUUUUCCUUGCAAUUACUUUCAUUGUAUUUUCUACGUGCAAGUGUGAUUAAGAAUCCCCCAGAACAACAGAGUGAGAGAAGAGAGGACUCACUAUGAAUUUAAGAUCAGCAGCAAGAGGAUUUCUAUUUUUCCUUCUGUCAGUACCAGCGCUUCAGGGUAACGAUGAAUGGACGGUUACUUACUCAUCUAGUAAUGUCUGUGCUUUAAGAGGAGCAACGGUUGACUUCAGCUGCAUUUAUGAAUACCCUGACAACGUACAGUACCGCCCUAACACAGUCAAACCACUGUGGUUCACUAAAGCAUCAAACUAUCAGCCUGUUGUUCUGGAACACGAUACAGAGUAUACAGGUCAUGUUGAAUCCAGCUGUGAAGAGGGCAGAUGUACCGGGUCCAGAUGUCAUGGAACAUGUACCCUGAGAAUCAAAGACCUGAGACAGAGUGACUCUGAUGUCUACAAGUUUAGGUUCACAACAAACCAACCAGGUGGGGAAUAUACUGGUGACCCUGGAGUGAAGUUAUCUGUAACAGACCUCCAGGUGAAAGUCUCCUUUCCUUACCCUACCGAUCCUACCAAGGCAAAGCUGGAGUGUCACAGCAUGUGUGGUCUAGCUGGUGACCCUCGCUACAUCUGGUUCAGGAAUGGACAGAAUGUACUACAGGGAAUGAACUACUGGAUCUACAUUCAGUCUGGAUACAGCUAUUCAUGUGCUGUUGAAGGAUAUGAACAUCAACACUCUCCUUUAGUGUAUGCUCCAAAGACCCCCUCAGUCACCAUGAGUCCCUCUGGUGAAAUAGAGGAGGGCAGUUCAGUGACUCUGAGCUGCAGCAGUGAUGCCAACCCAGCAGCUAACUACACCUGGUUCAGGGUUAAUAGAGAUGUUUCCUCCAGGUACAUGAACCAGGGACAACAGCUCAUCUUUAGGUGGAUCCUAUCUUCCGACUCUGGACGAUAUCGCUGUGACACUCAGAAUAAGCUAGGGGAUAAAUGUUUUUUCAUCUCUAUUAACGUAAAAUAUGGGCCUAAACACGUAUAUAUUAAUUCAAGUCCCUCUGGUGGAAUAAAGGAGGGCAGUUCAGUGACUCUGAGCUGCAGCAGUGAUGCCAACCCAGCAGCUGAGUACACCUGGUUCAAGAACAACCAACCUCUGCUUAGGGAACCAAGUCAACCUCAUACCUUCCCCUCAGUCCGCCCUGAAGACAGAGGAACGUACCGCUGUCACGCAGAGAACAAAUAUGGACAACUGAGCUCUAACUCAAUAUUCAUGGAUGUCCAGUACGCUCCAAAGACCCCCUCAGUGACCGUGAGUCCCUCUGGUGAAAUAGAGGAGGGCAGUUCAGUGACUCUGAGCUGCAGCAGUGAUGCCAACCCAGCAGCUGAGUACACCUGGUUCAAGAACAACCAACCUCUGCUCUGGGGACCAAGUCAACCUCAUACCUUCCCCUCAGUCCGCCCUGAAGACAGAGGAACGUACCGCUGUCACGCAGAGAACAAAUACGGACAACUGAGCUCUAACUUGCUAUUCAUUAAUGUCCAGUACGCUCCAAAGACCCCCUCAGUGACCGUGAGUCCCUCUGGUGAAAUAGAGGAGGGCAGUUCAGUGACUCUGAGCUGCAGCAGCGAUGCCAACCCAGCAGCUAACUACACUUGGUUCAAGGAACAUGAAGAAAUGAAAGAAUCGGGACAGAACUACACCAUCACUAAUAUCACAUCUGAGCAUGGAGGAAACUAUUACUGCCAAGCCCAUAAUGCAAUCGGACUUCAUAAUGAUACCUUUUUGUUAAUCCAAGUGACAUCAUCAUCAUCAUCAUCAUCAUCUCAUCAAGCAAUGGUAGCUGUAACAACCAUUGCUGUCUUACUGGCCACCGUACUCCUCCUCGUCUUUCUCUGGAUGAGAAGAAUGAGGGCCUCCAGUAAAGCAUGUGGACAGGGAGGAAGGCCAGAUACUGUGGAGGAGCCACUACCAGGUCCUCUGUAUGAAAAUGUCUCGGCUCUGAACAAUCACUUGGCUCCUGCAGCAAAGAGAGAACCAAUAGAAGAGCAGGAGGACCAUCACUAUGCCAGCAUCCAUACCUCUCGUUCAGAGAACCAGGAAGUCCCUCGCUGUUGGGUUGGCUCUAAUGUCCAAUCAGACCAAGCAGAUGCUGUCUUUUAUUCUGUGGUCAACAUUAAGAGACUAAACGCUGUCCCUGGCAAGCAAGUAGUGCUGCUGGAGCUGACCGUCCCAUGGGAAGACCGCCUGGAAGAAGCCUUUGAGAGGAAGCUAUCCAAGGACGCGGGACUGGUCCCUCUGACAGUCAGCAGGCUGGUUGGAGAGCAAGGUGUCUCCCGGAGGAGGUUGGAUGCAGGGGUUUGCAGCCUGUUCCCUGGCCAGAGCAUUCAGCUGUUUGGGCAUCGAGGGGGAGAGAGAAUGAGGAGAGUCAUCCACAUGCUUCAGGGUAAUGGUGACUGGAGAGUUACGUACUCACCUAGUAAUGUCUGUGCUUUAAGAGGAGCAAUGGUUGACAUCAACUGCACUUAUGAUUACCCUGACGACGUACAGUACCUCCCUAACACAGUCAGAACACUGUGGUUUACUAAAGGAAACAAUUAUCAGCCUGUUGAUCUGGAAAACGAUAAAGACUAUACAGGUCGUGUUGAAUCCAGCUGUGAAGAGGUCAGCUGUCAUGGAACAUGUUCCCUGAGAAUCAACGACCUGAGACAGAGUGACUCUGCUGUCUACAAGUUUAGGUUUACAACAAACCUACCAGGUGGGAAAUAUACUGGUGACCCUGGAGUGACGUUAUCUGUAACAGACCUCCAGGUGAAGGUGUCCUUUCCUGACCCUACCAAUCCUACCGGGGCAGAGCUGGAGUGUCACAGUAUGUGUGGUCUAGCUGGUGACCCUCCCUACAUCUGGUUCAGGAAUGGACAGAAUGUAGGACAGGGAGUGAACUACAGCCCCUCCAUUCAGUCUGAAGAAAGCUAUUCAUGUGCUGUUGAAGGAUAUGAACAUCUCCACUCUCCUUUAGUGUACGCUCCAAGGACCCCCUCAGUGACCGUGAGUCCCUCUGGUGAAAUAAAGGAGGGCAGUAGAGUGACUCUGAGCUGCAGCAGUGAUGCCAACCCAGCAGCUGAGUACACCUGGUUCAAGGAUAUUACUGAUCGUUACUCUAGACACAUGAACCAGGGACCACAGCUUAUCUUUAGCUACAUCCUGUCUUUAGACUCUGGACAAUAUCGCUGUGACGCUACGAAUAAGCUGGGGAAAAAAUCAGUCACCAAGUCUAUUGAUGUUAAAUACGCUCCAAAUACCCCCUCAGUGACCGUAAGACCCUCUGGUGAAAUAGAGGAGGGCAGUUCAGUGACUCUGAGCUGCAGCAGUGAUGCUAACCCAGCAGCUGAGUACACCUGGUUCAAGGUUAAUGCAGAUCGUUCCUACAAAAAGAUGAACCAGGGACCACUACUCGUCUUUAGCUACAUCGUGUCUUCAGACUCCGGACAGUAUCGCUGUGAGGCUCAGAAUACGAUAGGGAAAAGAUCUGUCUACAACUCUAUUGAUGUUAAAUAUGGGCCUAAACACACAUUUUUGUCAUCAAGUUCCUCUGGUGAAAUAGAGGAGGGCAGUUCAGUGACUCUGAGCUGCAGCAGUGAUGCCAACCCAGCAGCUGAGUACACCUGGUUCAAGAACAACCAACGUCUGGUCUGGCAACCAAGACAACGUCAUACCUUCCCCUCAGUCCGCCCUGAAGACAGAGGAACGUACCACUGUCACGCAGAGAACAAAUAUGGACAUUUGAGCUCUAACUCGAUGUUCUUAAAUGUUACAUACGCUCCAAAGACCCCCUCAGUGACCGUGAGUCCCUCUGGUGAAAUAGAGGAGGGCAGUUCAGUGACUCUGAGCUGCAGCAGUGAUGCCAACCCAGCAGCUGAGUACACCUGGUUCAAGGAACAUGAAGACUCAGUGAAAGCAUCAGGACAGAACUACUCCAUCAUUAUCACAUCUGAGCUUGGAGGAAACUAUUACUGCCAAGCACAUAAUGCAAUCGGACAUCAUAACUCCACAUUUUUGAUAAUUAAAGUGACUUCAUCAUCAUCAUCAUCACAUCCAGCAAUGGUAGCUGUAACAACCAUUGUUGUCCUACUGGCCACCAUACUCCUCCUUGUCUUACUCUGGAUGAGAAGAAAGAGGGCCUACAGUAAAGCAGGUGGACAGGGAGGAAGGCCAGAUACUGUGGAGGAGCCACUUCCUGUUUCUGUGUAUGAAAACGUCUCAGCUCCGAUCAAUCGAUUGGCUCCUGCAGCACAGAGAGAACCGAUCAAAGAGCAGGAUGAACCUCACUAUGCCAGCAUCCACACCUCUCGCUCAGAUAACCAGGAAGUUCCUCGCUGUUGGGUUGGCUCUCGUGCCCAAUCAGACCAGGCAGAUGCAGUCUUUUACUCUGUGGUCAACAUUAAGAGACCAAACGCUGUCCCUGGAGAGAGCGACCCGACAGAGGCGGCAGAAAUCUCAGAGUUGUACAGCACCGUCAAAAAAUAACCCGGAGAUUGAACCAGUUGUGGCAGCAGGAUUUAAAUAGUUGGUCAUCGCUACCACCUGCUGGUUACCAGAUGUACUGCACCUGUGAGGUUUUGCCUUAACGAUACCAGCUGCUGGUUACCAGACUGCAUCUGUGAGGGGAUGUCUUAAACGGUACCACCUGCUGUUUACCGGGAUGUACUGCACCUGUGAGGAGAGAUCUUAAUGGACAAUACCUGGCUGGGUUGGUUAGCUAACCAUCCUUGCUGUCUCCUGGCUGCACUAAAAAAAAUAUUAUAUUUACAGAGGAUUGGCCCUGUUCAUUAUCUUUUUUCACAUUUUAAUAAAACAAAAAUGUACACCAACUCCUUGUGGGACCCAAACAGAACCUUGCUCAUCUGAAUCUGAAUAAAUUGCUUUUGCUUAGA
This is a messenger RNA of Gadus morhua (Atlantic cod), 5003 nucleotides long. RefSeq lists its product as uncharacterized. Bases 172 to 4596 code for a protein of 1474 amino acids. The record is from RefSeq and is a predicted model, not a curated record. The transcript is spliced from 21 exons. Lineage: Eukaryota; Metazoa; Chordata; Actinopteri; Gadiformes; Gadidae.